AUGGCCAGUGGACCCAGCAGCCCCUCAGCCAGGAAUGAUCUGUUGGAGGGACCGGCGUUGGCCCAGCGGACAGAGAGGCUGCGGAAAGCUCGAGACAGCAUGAAGCCUCUUCUUGAGAAUACAUAUUCCUUUGCAAACAAUUGUGAGACGGUUUUCCGGGAGUUCCGUGUCGCGUGCGUCCACCUACGCAAAGAGCGCGAGGCCCUCGAUUCUCUGGAGGAGAAGAAUGUUGCCUGGAGAUAUCUUUGCAAGCUUUGCAAAGAAAGGCCCUUCCUGCACGAUCGAGUGCAUGAAGUGCUGCAGAUUUUGUUGAUGAGCGACGCCUGGAUGAAAGCCUUCGCAGAGGACCCCGAAUGCGAAGUCGAAGACCUGCCGCCAGAUAUGCAAAGUGAGUUCAAGCGGCGGGCCGAAGAGGCCCGCGACCCUGCCGAAGCUGGAAAAGGCUAUCCAGCGCCUCGGAAAGUGUCGGACCAGGCUUUCAAGGCCAGCGGUACAAUUGCCGUGGUGGUCCAGCGCUGCAACCGAGCGAAACUGCAAACCGAUGAGGAGACAGACACCUGGGCUGAGAUUGGCCAUGGUCUCUUUGUAGCGGUGUCCUUCAACAAGGGGGCGACUGAAGACAAGGUUGCCCCUGCGGCGAGGUUUCUUCUCACAGCGAAGCUCUCGCAAGCGAAGGAUUCGAAAGAGGCCGAGUCUGUGGCGGCCAUUUCACAGCGAGGUGACUACCAGGGCAUCCUCGUGCUGCCGCAGGCUUCGCUUGUGUCCGAGCUGAAGGACUCCGAUUUCAAGUACUCGCAGCAACUGCAAAAAAGUGAUGCCCAUCGACUAUAUGAAGCGUUUGUGCAGGCGCUGCGCAAAUCUGCCGCCGAGCUUGCGGGUGGCGGCAAGGCAGCAGAGAUUGUUGCAGGUGACUUCAAUGCCCCACAGAUUAUGGAGGUCGCUUCCAACGGUCCCUUCAUGCAUUCCUUCUCGGUGUGA
Symbiodinium natans is the source of this 978-nucleotide messenger RNA. The record is from the annotation of a GenBank genome assembly. NCBI's taxonomy places the organism in Eukaryota, Dinophyceae, Suessiales, Symbiodiniaceae.